Messenger RNA from Cyprinodon variegatus (sheepshead minnow), 3006 nucleotides. RefSeq names its product eukaryotic elongation factor 2 kinase (gene eef2k). The transcript has 20 exons. Bases 281 to 2590 code for a protein of 769 amino acids. Gene Ontology annotation, biological process: protein phosphorylation. Gene Ontology annotation, molecular function: calmodulin binding; ATP binding; calcium ion binding. The record is from RefSeq and is a predicted model, not a curated record. Lineage: Eukaryota; Metazoa; Chordata; Actinopteri; Cyprinodontiformes; Cyprinodontidae.
CAGUGGAUCACCAUCGUGGUGGUGGACUGUCAUCGUAGCAGAUCUGUACUGGAACAACACUUGAUUGCCAAACACGUCCUCGGACCUUCAGGCUUAAGUGGAGAAUUUGUAAACUCUCGCGUUGUUAUGGGAGGAGAUUAUAAACCGCUGCUCAUGCGAUUUACUGCAUCUAUUUGCUAACUAAAAGCUUUGUGGAAGGAAGAAACCGGAUAAACUGCCCCUGUCGCUCAGAAUAGACCAUUGAAAAGGUGUAUGUGCUACAAUUUUUGAAGCACCCAUCAUGGAUGACGAACUGAUGUUCAGCAUGGAGGAGGAGGGCAGCGCCCAGAGACCCUCUUCCCAGAGAAACGGCUUCAAACAGCGGGCUUCGUCCCUCAGCGACGCCAACGCCAGCGAGGACGAUGAUGACGAAGAAAACUUCAUCUCACCCAUCUUGGGUGAAUCUGCUAAAGAAUCCGGCAACUACCUGAAAGACUUUGCUUACAACCGGCAGCUGUCAAACUCACUUCCAAAGACCAACUUUCUAUACAGGCAUGAAACAGAAACCGAAGCAGAGCAUCGAUCGUACACUGUAAUGUCUGAGAACGCACGGGCGGCGUGGAUAAAGGCGAUUGAGAAAGCCCGAGCCAUGCCUGACCCCUGGGCGCAGUUUCACCUGGAGGAGAUUGAGACUGAACCCUGCAUUCGUUACAGGUACAGCGCUGUCACAGGGGAAUGGGCUCAAGACCAGAUCCACAUCAAGAUGGCGGCACAGCCCUUCGGGAAAGGAGCCAUGAGGGAGUGCUUCAGAGCCAAGAAGUUGUCAAACUUCUCACACAGCAGCAACUGGAAGUCAGCGUCAAACUAUGUGGCCAAGCGCUACAUGGAGACCGUGGACAGAGAGGUUUACUUUGAAGACGUCCGGCUGCAGAUGGAGGCCAAACUCUGGGGAGAGGAGUACAACCGGCACAGACCUCCCAAACAGGUGGACAUCAUGCAGAUGUGUGUGGUGGAGAUGACAAACAGGCCGGGAAAGCCUGUCUUCCACCUGGAGCAUUACAUUGAGGGAAAGUACAUCAAGUACAACUCCAACUCUGGUUUCGUGAGGGACGACAACAUCCGGCUGACUCCACAGGCCUUCAGUCACUUCACCUUUGAGCGCUCCGGCCACCAGCUGAUCGUGGUGGACAUCCAGGGAGUCGGAGAUCUUUACACGGACCCUCAGAUCCACACAGAGAAGGGAACAGAUUUCGGAGAUGGGAAUCUCGGUGUGCGAGGCAUGGCUCUGUUCUUCCAUUCCCACCUGUGCAACAAGAUCUGCAAGAGCAUGGGCCUGACGCCUUUCGACCUUUCCGAGCCGGAGUCGUCCCAGCUGGACUGUACCAACAAACUUCUGAAGUCAGCCAAGACGGUGCUAAGAGGCUGUGAAGAGGUCUGCGGCUCGCCACGUGUCCGCACCUGGUCUGCAAGCCGGGUCCCUCCCCUUUUGUCCCGCUUGUCUGAUCCCUCAUCCGCUGACGAGAGCGCGAGCGACGUGGACUCUAUCCCCUGCUCGCCUCUCACCCUCCCCUUUUCUCCUGUAGUGGCUCCUGGAUCCAUGGGCAGAUCCCCCUCUGGCCUGUCGCUCUCUGGAAUGUAUGAACACGACAGGCUGAACAAUAACACAGCUGAUCACAGGGAGUCUGAGAGCGGCGGAGACAGCGGCUACCCCAGCGAGAGGAGGAGUGAAGGGGAUCCUAAUGAUCACAUAGACGGGGCCCAUCACCGCUACCACAGACCUUACUCUGAGUCGGAUGACGACAGCAUCAGACGGAGGAAGAUGGCUCCUUUAAGAGUCUCAGCAAACUUAUACUCACAAAGUCCAGCCAAUGAAGGGAUGACAGACGAGAAGUGGACCUUCUUCCAUUCAUCUCGUGCCCACGUCCACCGUUCUUCCUGCGUGGCCACCGAGGUGGAGCGCCUUAACGCUCUGAUGCAGAAAAAGAUUGGCCAGUCCAUCCUGGGAAAGGUCCACCUGGCCAUGGUCCGCUACCACGAAGCGGGUCGGUUCUGCGAGAAGGACGAGCAGUGGGAUCAGGACUCAGCCUUUUUCCACCUGGAGAGAGCUGCCCUGUGCGGAGAGCUGGAGGCCAUAGUAGCCUUGGGAAAGUGUUACCUCCAGCUGCCUCAUCAUGUCCUUCCAGACAUGGAGGUGGAGGAUAACGCUGGUUACAGGAUGAAGGGAUUUAAGUAUCUGCUGCAGGCUGCUGAGGCUGGAGACAGAUCUUCUAUGAUCAUCGUGGCCAGAGCCUUCGAUACUGGAUUCAAUCUGUCUGCUGACAGAAAGCAGGACUGGGCUGAAGCGAUCCACUGGUACGACAGCGCUCUGAACAUGAUGGACUAUGAUGAAGGCGGGGAGUUUGACGGCACGCAGGACGAGCCGAGGUACUUGCUGCUGGCUAGAGAGGCAGAGAUGUACCAAGAGGGAGGCUUCAACCUCACCGCAGAUCCACAGAAAGCAGGGGAUCUGUUUACGGAAGCUGCAGAAGCUGCCAUUGCAGCCAUGAAAGGUCGCCUGGCUAACCAGUACUACAUGAAAGCUGAAGAGGCCUGGGCACUGGUCGAAGAGUAGUUAUGGAGACCGAUUGAAGCCUGGGGCAGUUUAUGAGUCACAUGGAUUUUUACACGUUCAGCAUUUUACCCUGAAUAAUGAUUGUUUACAUAUUUUUACGACAGACUUUUUGCUGUUAGCAGUUUUCAUGUGUGUGUGUUUGCUGAGCCAUUGACGAUCAGAUUUCUCUCUGCUUGUUUUCCUCUUUUUUUUCUGAAGCUAAUCAUCCUGUCUUCCUUUUUUUCAGCUAAUACUCGGACCCUUGUUUUAUAAUUUAAUUCAAAAUGGUUGUGUAAAUAAGAAAAGAAAAAAGGUCUGAAGAAUCUGAACAAAGAUAAAUGUUUACUUAUUUUCCCCUCUAAUGUUAUUUAAUUAACGUUGGAAGAGCUUAUGUAUAAAGAUAUAGAGUAUGAAAGUAUAAAAUAAAGUUUGCCUUG